AAUCUCUUACGUCAUACAUCCUUCAACUCUUUACAAUAAUUUAACCGCAAAAAAGAAGAAUCCUAGCUCCAUCCAUAUAUAGAAGUAGCAGAUAUUAGGAUUGAAUCAAUAAGCCAAAAGACAGUUAUUUGAGUGAAGAAUUGAAGUUCUAACUAAGAUGGCAUCAAAUCAGGAAGAAGAGGUGAAGCUUUUUGGAGUUGUGCCAAGUCCAUUUGUAACUAGAGUUGACAUAGCUCUAAAUUUGAAGGGAGUUCAAUACAAAUUUGUGGAAGAAAACUUAGGAAAUUUUAGUGAUACACUAAUCAAAUACAACCCUGUUCAUAAGAAAGUCCCUGUAUUAGUUCACAAUGGAAAACCCAUAUCAGAAUCUCGUGUGAUUCUUGAGUAUAUUGAUGAAACUUGGAAGCAAAAUCCAAUUUUACCUUCUGAUCCAUACAAAAGAGCCUUGGCUCGAUUCUGGUCCAAUUUCAUUGAUGAUAAGUUUUUGAGUGCUGUAAGGAAAUGGAAAGAAAACAAUGAAGAGAGUAUUGAAGAAAUGGAAGUGGCUUUUCAAUUUCUUGAGAAUGAGCUCAAGGACAAAUUCUUUGGUGGAGAAGAGAUUGGCAUUGUUGACAUCACUGCAGUUUUCAUAGCUUAUUGGUUCCCUAUUAUACAAGAAAUAAUAGGAUUGAAGUUGUUCACUAGUGAGAAAUUUCCAAAGCUUUACAAAUGGAGCCAAGACUUCACCAAUCACCAAGUUGUCAAGGAAAAAUUACCUAACAGAGAAACAUUGUUUGCCUACUUUACAGCUCGUAUGGAAACUAAGAUGGCAUCAAAUCAGGAAGAGGUUAAGGUUUUUGGAAUGUUGGCAAGUCCAUUUGUGAGCAGAGUGGAGAUUGCUCUAGGAUUGAAGGGAAUUGAAUACAAAUAUCAAGAAGAAGAGUUUGGGAACUUGAGUGAUACACUCUUCAAAUAUAAUCCAGUUUAUAAGAAAGUUCCUGUUUUAGUUCAUAAUGAUAAGCCCAUAUCAGAAUCACUUGUGAUUGUUGAGUAUAUUGAUGAGACUUGGAAACAAAAUCCAAUCUUACCUUCUGAUCCUCACAAAAGAGCUUUGGCUCGUUUCUGGUCCAAUUUCAUAGAUGACAAGUAUAUGAAUGCUCUAGGGAAAGUUCUUUACACUCAUGAUGAGAAAGAACGUGAGAAGUGCAUUGAGGAAUCUGAAGUAGCUCUUCAAUUUCUUGAGAAUGAGCUCAAGGACAAAUUCUUUGGUGGGAAAGAGAUUGGCCUUGUUGACAUUACUGCAGUCUUCAUAGCUUUUUGGCUUCCUAUUGUACAAGAAGUAAUGGGACUAAAGUUGUUCAACAAUGAGAAAUUUCCCAAGCUUUACAAUUGGAGUCAAGACUUCAACAACCACCCAAUUGUUAAAGAAAAAUUGCCUUCUAGAGAAAGCCUUUUGGCCUUCUACAAAGCUCGUUUUGCCUCCUAGCUAGAGAGACUUGUUGCUUCAAAAUAGAUUAAUUUAAUGUGAAAUGUCUAAACUACUUGUUUGUUGAUUUAGUUUUUAUUUGAAUUUUCUAUAUAUGAAUAUGAUUUCUCCAUGUUUAAAAAAUCUAUGACUUUGUCCUCAUUUACAUUAUUUUAGUUCAUAAUAAGAAAACCAUCAUUUGUCUAUGAACAU
Molecule: messenger RNA, 1657 nt
Organism: Trifolium pratense (red clover)
Lineage: Eukaryota; Viridiplantae; Streptophyta; Magnoliopsida; Fabales; Fabaceae
Product: probable glutathione S-transferase
Exons: 4
Coding region: 158-1465 (435 amino acids)
Biological process (GO): glutathione metabolic process
Cellular component (GO): cytoplasm
Molecular function (GO): glutathione transferase activity
Source: RefSeq, a predicted model, not a curated record